Messenger RNA from Alternaria atra, 1089 nucleotides. RefSeq lists its product as uncharacterized. The transcript is spliced from 3 exons. NCBI's taxonomy places the organism in Eukaryota, Fungi, Ascomycota, Dothideomycetes, Pleosporales, Pleosporaceae. The record is from RefSeq and is a predicted model, not a curated record. The coding region runs from base 1 to 1089 and encodes 362 amino acids. Gene Ontology annotation, cellular component: nucleus.
AUGGCAAUGCAUCUCGCCAGUAUGGUACACGGCAGCGUUAGGGAGCGCGAGACGUUCCAACAUCCGUCCUACUUCCAACAAUCGCAGCCUCGCGCAUUCCCCAUGUCGGGUGUUGCCGCUUCCUCAUAUCCACAACAACAACAGCAACAACAACAGCAGCAACAACAACAACAACAACGGCCUCAGUCGCCGCCAUCACCACCAGCAGAGGAGAAGAAGCCUUCACUGCCGUCAAUCUCAAGUCUCCUUGAGUUUGCUGGCAAUGAAAAGGCUGCGUCUGAAACAGCUUCCCAAAGUCCUCAAUCACAACACCGCCAGUCGUCAUCGCCGCAACUAAGGCAGGCACAGCAGGGAGGAGCAGGAGCCAUGCAGCAACUAUCACAACCUGCCUACGCUCAAGUGUCUGCGCCGAGCAACCCAAGGAUGACCUUGCCUCCGACACCGCCAAUGCAUCCAGAUGUGGCACACGACGGCACCCAGUCCCCUUCAGCUGCAUCGAACCACUCCGCUGCAUCGGCGCCCUACUUCAUCGGUGGCUCGCUCAACAACAUGGAGCCGCACCAGCAACGCCAGGCCUUUUCCUCAAUGCCUCCAAUGAAGCGCGACUCACUACCAUCGCACUCCAUGUCCCCUUACAGUACUUCCGUCUAUGGCCAGUCUCCCUAUCAGUCGUCGCCAGGCGCUGCCUCCUCAACUUCAUUCUACUCGCCUGAGCAGCAUUCUUACAACAGCGCUGCCAUGUAUGCGCAACGACCGCUUCCCUCCAACUUCCAGCCUCACACAAUCCCAUUGCCAGCUCCUGUACCUAGCCCAGCUUCUAACGGCUCCAACCCGUGGCAACACCACCAUUACAUCAGCACCUCUAGCCAGUCUCAGUUUCCCCAGUCUCAGGAUCGCUACAUCUGCUCAACCUGUAACAAGGCUUUCUCGCGACCAAGCAGUCUGCGCAUUCACAGCCACAGCCACACUGGCGAGAAGCCUUACAAGUGCCCGCAGCCUGGAUGUGGCAAAGCUUUCAGUGUGCGCAGCAACAUGAAGCGACACGAGCGAGGUUGCCACGCAGCUUCCAGUACUACCCUGACGACAUAA